Molecule: messenger RNA, 972 nt
Organism: Trifolium pratense (red clover)
Lineage: Eukaryota; Viridiplantae; Streptophyta; Magnoliopsida; Fabales; Fabaceae
Product: adenylylsulfatase HINT3
Exons: 7
Coding region: 146-748 (200 amino acids)
Biological process (GO): purine ribonucleotide metabolic process; sulfur compound metabolic process
Molecular function (GO): adenylylsulfatase activity
Source: RefSeq, a predicted model, not a curated record
CAAUAAAAAAAACCCAAAAAAAUCAAACCAAAACCCGUGCUUGCGUUUUCAAAUAGAAACAAAAUCUCUUCCAUGGCGAAGCAUCUUCUUCCAAUUACUAUUACUACUAACAACCGUGCUUUCUGAUUUUAUUAUACAAACAAACAUGUCCAUUGAAGCAACUAGGAGGUUUACCAUUUUGUCCUCUCAUCUUAACCCGACCCGCUUCAAUUCGGAUCCACACUCUUUCUCUAUCUCUGCUUCGCUGCUUUCUUCACAAACGCAACAGGAUGAUCAUUGUGUCUUUUGCAACAUCAUUCGUGGUCAAUCACCUGCUCUCAAGCUUUAUGAAGAUGACACGUGCCUAUGCAUAUUGGACACAAGUCCUGUGAGUCAUGGGCACUCUCUCAUUAUCCCAAAAUCUCAUUUCCCUUCAUUGGAUGCUACUCCUCCAUCAGUGAUAGCUGCAAUGUGUUCCAAAGUGCCCUUUAUCAGCAAUGCAAUCAUGAAGGCUACUGGCUGCAAUUCAUUCAACCUGUUGAUUAAUAAUGGAGCAGCUGCUGGCCAAGUAAUAUUUCAUACUCAUAUGCACAUAAUUCCACGUAAAGCAUUCGAUUGCUUGUGGAAUUCCGAGAGUUUGCUAAGGCAUCCCCUUAAUUUAGACGACGAGAAAGUUUCUCAGCUUGCAACUUCUAUUCAAGAACAGUUGAUGGUAUCAGACAUUUGCCAAGAAAGUAAGAAUGAAGAUUUUUGUUCAAGUAAAAGUUAAUGUGAUUAUUGAUCUGUUGUAACUUAAUAUUUUCAUUUAGAGGAAUGUUACAUGCUCAUUAUAAUUUAACAAUACCCUCAAACUCAAUAAAUGAGUGGUUAGAGCUUUCUUAACCUUUUAAUUUGGACCAUAGAAACCUCAGCUACUCAUUUGUUGAAUGUGUAUUAUUGUUGCAAAUAUUUUGUGCAUACAACAGUCAAUUAUUUGUUGAUAUGUCUUGUUUA